AUAGAGAUGAUUUUUCAAAACGAAUAAUGAUCGUUCCUUUGAAUAUAUAUCACAAACAACCGAAUAAUUCAUUGUGUUUUCCUUAUAUAUUUCAUCUACCUUCGUACAAAUAGAUAUCAUUGAGCAUAAGCUUUUUCUCCCUUGAGAACUUUUACCUAUUGCUAGACUGAAAAUGAAGAUCUUUGAUGUGAGUUUCACCGGAGAGUUCAUCGUCAAAGCUUCCGGAGACCAACCGGAGAAAGUUAAUAGCCUUACUCUCUCAAAUCUCGACCUUCUUUCCGGCCGUUUUCCGGUGACAUACUUUUACUUCUACCCCAAGCAACCGAAUGUAUCCUUUGAAACAAUCUUCAAAUCCCUCCAAGCCUCUCUCUCGGAAACUCUCAACUACUUCCAUCCUUUCGCGGGUCAGAUUGUUACCAACGAAGCCUCUCAAGAGGAGCCUAUAAUCAUCUGCAACAACAAUGGAGCUUUGCUUGUCGAAGCCAGGGCCAGUGUUGAUCUCAAAAGUUUGGAUUUUUACAAUCUUGAUGCGCUUCUCCAGUCAAAGCUGGUACGGGUUAACCCGGAUUUCUCUUUACAGAUUCAAGCGACAGAGUUCGAAUGCGGAGGCCUCGCUAUAACAUUCACGUUCGAUCAUGCUUUAGGAGACGCGAGCUCCUUUGGGAAAUUCCUCACUUUGUGGUCAGAGAUAUCGAGAAACCAGCCAGUUUCUUGUGUACCAGAUCACCGGAGAAAUCUCCUCCGGGCACGGUCUCCUCCAUGUUAUGACCCUCACUUGGACAAAACAUUCAUAAAAUGCAGCGAGGAAGACAUUAAGAACAUAGCAAUGCCUAAAACGCUCAUCAAGCGUCUCAAUCACAUCGACGCUUCGAGCAUAGACAAGUUGCAAGUUCUAGCUACUGUUAACGGAGAGAGCAGGACAAAGAUUGAAGCUUUCUCCGCUUAUGUGUGGAAGAAAAUGGUGGAUUCUAUAGAGAGCGGUCAUAAAACCUGCAAGAUGGGAUGGCUUGUUGACGGUAGAGGAAGACGACCAGCUUUGGUUUUGUCUUCAGGAAGACGGUUCCCUGUGGCUGAAUUGGAUUUUGGAUUUGGUGCUCCUUUCCUAGGAACUGUAUGUUCAACGGUUGAGAAGAUAGGAGUUGGUUACCUGAACCAGCGACCUAGCGCCUGCAAUGAUGGCUCUUGGUCAGUUUCUGCUAUCGUCUGGCCUGAACUCGCUGAAGCUUUUGAGUCUGACUCAGUUUUUCAACCAAUGUCUGCGAAACAUCUUCAACUCCAGACCUGAAGAAAACCUCAGCUAACGACGAACAAAUAAAGCCAAAGAAAGUGCUUUCAACGUUUUCUUUAUUAUCUGUGAAAUUAAAGUUACAAUGGAUUAUGGUUACAAUGUGGCAAAACCAUGUAGGUGUUUUUCCUUUUCACAUUUUAUGCACUAUAUGUUACUUACUGCACAGGAAACGAAAACAAAAUCAGAGAGCUUUCGCCGGAUUUCAGAUA
Molecule: messenger RNA, 1497 nt
Organism: Camelina sativa (false flax)
Lineage: Eukaryota; Viridiplantae; Streptophyta; Magnoliopsida; Brassicales; Brassicaceae
Source: RefSeq, a predicted model, not a curated record